UUUUAUUUCCGUUUUCUCUCUGCUCAUCAUAGAUCCAAAAAUUCAGUCAUCUCUUUACCGGAAUUCACUUCCGUUAUCUCAUUCUAGACCUUGGAUGAGAUCGUGUACGCGGCAGGGCUCCUUCAACCGCUCCCGAUUCCACAACAUAUCUGGGCAGAUAUAUCGAUGGAUUUUGUAGAAGGGCUGCCCAAGGUUAGAGGAAAGACAGUAAUAUUGGUGGUUGUUGAUCGUCUUUCUAAAGCAGCACACUUCCUGCCAUUAGCACACCCAUUCACUGCCAUUUCUGUUGCAGGGUUUUUUUUUGCGGAAAUAUUCCGCCUACAUGGACUGCCAGAAUCCAUCGUCUCUGACCAUGAUAAAAUAUUUGUGAGUUCUUUUUGGAAAGAACUAUUUCGGUUGGCUGGAACUAAAUUAGCAUUUUCGUCUGCCUAUCACCCUCAAACCGAUGGGCAAACCGAGGUAGUAAAUCGCACAUUGGGAAUGUUUUUGCGAUGUCUCACCAGUGACUAUCCAAAAGAAUGGGUUCGUUGGCUCCCAUGGGUUGAAUAUUGCUAUAACACCUCUUAUCAUACUUCGCUGGGUGAUACACCCUUUCGCCUUGUUUAUGGUCGGGAUCCACCUAAACUUAUCUCAUAUAUUCCUGGGACAGCGAGAUUAGAGGGUGUGGAACAGGCGCUUCUUAGCCGAGAUCAACUCUUAGCUAAGGCUAGAGAACGACUAGCUCAAGCACAACAGCAUAUGAAGCUGCAGUACGAUAAAACUCACCGCGAUCUGUCCUUUGAGGUAGGAGAUUGGGUCUGGCUACGCAUUCAUCCUCAUAGACAACUCUCCCUAAGUCGUGGUAACCAUAAAUUACUUCCAAAGUUCCAUGGACCAUUUCAAGUUCAGUCACGAGUUGGACAAGCAGCAUACAAAUUGCAAUUACCACCUGAGAGCCGCAUUCACGAUGUGUUCCAUGUCUCUCUUUUAAAGCCACACAAGGGAAAUCCACCAGCAACCAUGGGGACUCUACCAUUGCUAGUUAACCCACCUGAAGAGAGUAAGCCGCUUGCUAUUAUCCGCAACCGUCUGAAUCAUGGCUGCUUAGAAUUCCUGGUCCAAUGGCAGGGAAAAUCACUUGAAGAAGCCUCCUGGGAACCUGCAGAUACAUUUCGGGCUUCAUAUCCAGAUUUUGAGCUUGAGGACAAGCUCCUAGUCGACGAGGGGAGUGAUGUUAUGGACAAGUUUUGGGGUCAAACAUAUCAAAGGCGCAGGAUGGGCCAAAGGGGUGAUCGGCCCGAAGGAAUUCAGUCCAAUAAAGCCACUGAAAGUGGCUGACUUUGGGAGCAAGUUUCUUUAUUCAUUUUAUUGCUUUAAUUUAGUUUUAGCAAGUUUCCUAAAUUCAGUUUUAGCAAGUUUCCUAAAUUCAGUUUUAGCAAGUUUCCUAAUUCAGUUUUAGCAGGUUUACUUUAUUCUCUUUAGG
Cuscuta epithymum is the source of this 1462-nucleotide messenger RNA. The record is from the annotation of a GenBank genome assembly. NCBI's taxonomy places the organism in Eukaryota, Viridiplantae, Streptophyta, Magnoliopsida, Solanales, Convolvulaceae.